Messenger RNA from Triticum dicoccoides, 4477 nucleotides. RefSeq names its product pentatricopeptide repeat-containing protein At4g33990-like. Gene Ontology annotation, molecular function: zinc ion binding; RNA binding; protein binding. The record is from RefSeq and is a predicted model, not a curated record. The transcript is spliced from 2 exons. The coding region runs from base 32 to 2278 and encodes 748 amino acids. Lineage: Eukaryota; Viridiplantae; Streptophyta; Magnoliopsida; Poales; Poaceae. Gene Ontology annotation, biological process: RNA modification.
UCCCGCGCGCGCGGUCGUCCGCGGAACACCAAUGCCAGCGGCGGCGCUGCCGCGUGGCGUCCAGGCGGUGCUGGUGACCUCCGGCCAGCUCCGCAACCUCGACCCGCAGCUCCAGGUGCCCCCGCUCCUCCUCGCCAACACCCUCAUCGCCGCCUUCUCCCGCGCGGCCCUCCCGCGCCUCGCCUUCCCGCUCCUCCGUCACCUCCUGCGCCGCGCCCGCCCCUUCCGCCCCGACGCCUUCACCCUCCCGCCGCUCAUCCGCGCGGCCCCGGCCCACGCCUCCGCCGCGCAGCUCCACGCCUGCGCGCUUCGGCUCGGCCUCCUCCGCCCGUGCGUCUUCGCGUCGGGCUCCCUCGUGCACGCCUAUCUCCGCUUCGGCCGCGUGGAGGAGGCCCGCGGGGUGUUCGACGAAAUGCCCGGGCGCGACCUGCCGGCCUGGAACGCGAUGCUGUCCGGGCUGUGCCGCAACGCCCGCGCGGCCGAGGCCGUGCACCUGUUCGGGCGGAUGGUGGGGGAGGGCGUCGCCGGCGACUCGGUGACGGUCUCGAGUGUGCUGCCCAUGUGCGCGCUGCUCGAGGACUGGGUGCUUGCGCUGGUCGUGCACGUGUACGCGGUGAAGCACGGGCUGGACAAGGAGCUCUUCGUGUGCAAUGCGAUGGUCGAUGUGUAUGGAAAGCUCGGGAUGCUGGAGGAGGCUCGUCGGGUGUUUGAUGGAAUGGAGCGCCGCGAUCUGGUGACGUGGAAUUCGAUCAUCUCAGGGUAUGAACAGGGUGAGCAGGUUGCCGCUGCGGUCAAGAUGUUUCGUGGUAUGAGGGACAGUGGGGUUUCCCCUGACGUGCUGACACUUGUGAGCCUGGCGUCUGCUGUCGCACAGUGUGGAGAUGACCGCGGUGGGAAGUCAGUGCACUGUUAUGUGACGAGGCGGGGGUGGGAUGUGGGUGACAUAAUUGCAGGAAAUGCUAUGGUUGAUAUGUACGCGAAGCUAUCAAAGAUUGAGGCAGCCCAGAGGAUGUUUGAUAUCAUGCCGGUUCGAGAUGCCGUGUCCUGGAACACUUUGAUCACGGGGUACAUGCAGAACGGACUUGCUAACGAGGCAAUCGAGGCAUAUAGUCGUAUGCAGAAGCAUGAGGGUCUGAAGCCUAUUCAAGGGACAAUUGUCAGUGUUUUGCCUGCAUACUCACAACUUGGUGCCUUGCAGCAGGGCAUGCGGAUGCAUGCUCUGUCAGUUAAGACUGGAUUCAAUCUGGAUGUGUAUGUUGGAACCUGUAUGGUAGACUUGUAUGCUAAAUGCGGGAAGCUGGCGGACGCAAUGCUUUUCUUUGAAAAAAUGCCUAAAAGGAGUAGGAGUACAGGUCCCUGGAAUGCCAUCAUGGCUGGCCUUGGAGUUCAUGGGCAUGCUGCAGAGGCUCUUAGCGUCUUCUCACGAAUCCAGCAGGAAGGAGUUAAUCCUGAUCAUGUCACAUUUGUUUCACUAUUGGCCGCCUGUAGUCAUGCUGGCUUAGUUGACCAAGGACGGAGUUUCUUUGAUAUGAUGCGUAUAACAUACGGCAUUAUCCCCAUUGCAAAACAUUAUGCGUGCAUGGUAGAUAUGCUUGGCAGAGCUGGUCAGCUACAGGAAGCUUUUGAUUUCAUACACAACAUGCCAAUUAAACCUGACUCUGCUGUUUGGGGCGCUCUGCUUGGUGCUUGCAGGAUUCAUGGGAAUGUUGAAAUGGGCAAAGUGGCUUCGCAAAACCUGUUUGAACUUGAUCCAGAGAAUGUUGGAUAUUAUGUUCUAAUGUCGAACAUGUAUGCGAAGGUUGGGAAAUGGGAUGGAGUUGACGAAGUGCGGUCUUUGGUCAGACACCAAAAUUUGCAGAAAACCCCUGGAUGGAGUUCAAUAGAGGUGAAAAGAUCAGUGAAUGUGUUUUACAGUGGCAACCAGACAGAACCCCACCCUCAACAUGAAGAGAUCCAGGCAGAGCUGCAGAAUCUGUUGGCCAAAAUGAGAAGUAUAGGUUAUGUUCCUGACUACAGUUUUGUCCUACAGGAUGUAGAGGAGGAUGAAAAGCAACACAUCUUGAAUAAUCAUAGUGAGAGAUUAGCUAUUGCCUUUGGCAUCAUAAAUACUCCUCCAAGAACUCCGCUCCAUAUAUACAAGAAUUUGCGUGUGUGUGGGGAUUGCCACAAUGCCACCAAAUAUAUAUCGAAAAUAACUGAGAGAGAGAUCAUUGUCCGGGAUUCAAAUCGGUUCCACCACUUUAAACAUGGUCAUUGUUCUUGUGGGGAUUUUUGGUAAAAUGCAAUAUAAUGUUUUUGUCUACCCAUUGCUUGGGACAAAAGGUUUGUUGUUGUACAAUAUAAUAUUUUUGUCUGCACACCAUGUUUUCUCAAGCUAAGCACGUAGUGAUCGAUUAUGCUGUUAGAAUUCAUGUACUGAAGAAGAUUUAGGAAUGAACUGAAAUAGUUUACUAAUGUAAAGAAGUAUACAUAAUUGUUUAGUUAAGCAAAACUCCUCCCAUCUAUUCUUGAACUGGUAAAAUUUAACUGGAAAACAUGUUUGUUGUUGCUUACAGGCAUUGAAUUGCAAUAAUCCAUAAAUUUAUCUGAUCAGCUUUAGACUCUUUUAUAGUCCUGGCCUCCUGGGUCAUUUCUGAUAUAUGACUGCUUGGUUGGUAAUAUUACAUUUCCUGCCUAUUCUCUUAUGAUACAUUAUCAUUGAUCAACUGCCGCCACCAGCAGUGUAUCCUCCUCUGCAUCUUCUCUCUCCCGAGGAUCUCUGUUACCAUCAUUGUCAACUCUUGCGGCCGCCGCUGCAGGACAGUGGGACCGCUUCCUCCUUGCAGGUUCCGCUAACCAGAUCUGUCCAAGUAUAUAUUUAUGCUUGGAUAUCCGUAGGUUUGGUCUGUCCAAGUAUAUAUUUAUACGGUGCUAUACUGUGUCCAUCUCGGCGACCAAGCAUAAAUAUUUGUGCUUGGUCUUCUGUUCUGCAAAGCUGUUACCCAUUGCACUGCAGAAAAAAAAAACUUUAUUUUCCAGGAUCCUGGGGUUUUCUUCUGAGAAGUUUCUGUAUAUCUUCAAAUAGUUGGAACUUCUAUACAAAACAGUAGUGCAUUCACUAUAAGCUCUUUUUAGAAGUUAGGAUGAUGUCUUCCAUGUAACAUAAGCAUCAUUGUAUUUUGUGGUUUUGGAUAUAAUUUUUACUUAUUGGUCCACUCACCAUUUAUUUUGUUCUUUUGGUUCUAUAUAAUGUCUCAUGGAUAACUUUAACUUCCUUGGCACAAUUAAACUCAACUAUGAUUUGAUUUCAUAUUUAUUUCACCAGUAUGGCAUUUAGGAUUUGUGUCAUGAUUCAGGAGAUAAAUUUAGGAGCUUCCGCUGUCUAAGGUAAUUUCACAAGGUAUAGGUCAAGUCAAAAUGAUCUACAUGUUUACUAAUUCAAAAAGUAGGUCACCGGAUCGAAUCACAAGGUGAAGCAAGAUAAACUAGCAGGUGUGCAAUGUUUAUUUUGCUUUCUGUUGUGUUAUUCUGGUUCAGAUUACAUAUCCUUGCGUUAGAUACAAGUUUCAAUGGAAUAUUGCACUCCUAAAAAUUAUGUUUUUUUAUGCAUGAUGCAGGGUUCAACAGACCCUGUUAUAUGGUGUUUUGAAUCUAGGUGUCCAUCUAUAUGUAUCCCUUCUUGAUAUGCUUCUACUAUUGCAGCAUCACAAACAGACUAAAAAAUGCUUACAUUGAUAGCUACAGUUAUUGUUGCUCUUUUCUUGCAUAUAAGGAAAAAAGCAUCAUGACAGUAGCAUGGCUUGGCCCGGCAGUGAUCAUGGUAGCCUGCUUGGUGUUGUCCCUACUCUCCACGCUGAAACAACAACAAGAUGUAGGCAUCACAAAAACAACAACAAUACCAUCUCAUGUUGCCACCAGCCCGGAAACAACAACAAGAUGUAGGCAUCAAACAUAAUUUCCUUGCAUAUUGCUCGACUCAGUCGACUGAUUCCCUCUGAAUUUGCUGGCAGACGUGUGGAGUGCACUUGCUGUGCGCAUGUACUGUGGACGAGUCGGCUAUCUUACUGUACUCUGCAGGUGUGUAUUCCUUCCACUGUUCAUGGAAAUGUCCAGUGAAAUCAGUCACCUGGAAUUUGCCCCCCGGCCCUCUACAGUAGCAUCAACAAGGUCACAUAGUCCUCGAUAUUUCAGAAGGUCAGCGGAUGCCACCUUUCAUCCUGUGCUAACCAUUACAAUUACGUCAAGGAGGAUGGGAUCCACAUCAGCCACAGAUGCUUGGUGUGUUUGACGGUAGCAUCACCUGGCGUUGGGAGGCCAAUGAAGAGCAAGGUUACGAGUGAUAUCAUUGUUUUUUUUCUUUCUUAUCUUACAAUGAUAAUUGAUAGCACUCAAGUGAUCAAGUCCUUUUAGUCACAUAUUCUUUAACAUUUUGCCUGAAAACGAGACUAAUUGUAACUCUGCUGAUACUACUAUGGUCUUCCCUUUUCAAAUGUUUGCA